UUGUGUGGUGGAUGAGAUGGAUUUCUCAGGGAUGGAGCUGGAUGAGGCUCUGAGGAAGUUCCAGGCUCACAUCAGAGUCCAGGGAGAGGCCCAGAAGGUGGAGAGACUGAUCGAGGCCUUCAGUCAGCGGUACUGCAUGUGUAACCCGGACGUGGUGCAGCAGUUCCACAACCCCGACACCAUUUUCAUCCUGGCCUUCGCUAUCAUCCUCCUCAACACAGACAUGUACUCACCCAACAUCAAGCCUGACCGCAAGAUGAUGCUGGAGGACUUCAUACGCAACCUCCGAGGUGUGGAUGACGGAGCUGACAUCCCCAGAGACAUGGUGGUGGGCAUCUAUGAGAGGAUCCAACAGAGAGAGCUGCGCUCCAAUGAAGACCACGUCACCUAUGUCACCAAGGUGGAGCAGUCCAUUGUGGGCAUGAAGACAGUUCUGUCUGUUCCCCACAGAAGAUUGGUGUGCUGUAGCCGUCUGUUUGAGGUGACGGACGUCAACAAGGCCCAGAAACAGGCAGCCCACCAGAGAGAAGUCUUCCUCUUCAAUGACCUUAUCGUGAUCCUGAAGCUGUGUCCGAAGAAGAAGAGUUCAGCAGCCUACACCUUCUGUAAAGCCCUGGGCCUCCUGGGCAUGCACUUCACACUGUUUGAGAGCGAGUACUACCCCCAUGGCAUCACCAUCAUCUCACCCUUUGGCUCAGACAAGAAGCAGGUGCUCAACUUCUGUGCCCAGAGCGCCGAGGAGCUGCUCAAGUUUCUAGAAGAUCUAAAGGAGUCCAUUGCUGAGGUGUCAGAGAUGGAACAGAUACGCAUUGAAUGGGAGUUGGAGAAACAGCAGGGCUCGAAGGGAGUAUCAGCUAAGAACAAUGGCACUCUGGAGCUACGCAGCAAACAGGGCUCCCCGUCAGGCAAGCAGGACCUGGAUGAGAACAGUGGACACAAUGCAGUGGAGGUGUCAAUUCACAACAGGCUUCAUACGUACCAGCUCAGCAGCAGCGGGAGCUUGCCCCGGAGCCCCGAGAGUGUUGGAGCCCUUCUUAACCACCGGGGGGGAGCUCUUGCAGCAGCCGCAGCUUCAGUCAGCCGCUGGCACCCCCCUCCACCACCUGCAGCAGCUCCAGCCAAUCAGCAUGGGCGACCUUCGGCCCGACACGCUCAUCCAGUGCCAGCAGAUUGUCAAGGUGAUCGUCCUGGACAACAGCGGCCAUGGCCGCGUGGAGGCCUUCCUUAGCCACACCCCCACCCACGCCCAUCAUCAUCACCAUGCCCACCACCACCAGGUCAUCCGGUCGGCCACCUCCACUCCUGUAAGGUCGCCAGAGAGCAAGGACGGUCACCAGCCCCCCUUACCCCCUCCUCCUCCCCCCUACAACCACCC
This is a messenger RNA of Oncorhynchus gorbuscha (pink salmon), 1375 nucleotides long. RefSeq names its product IQ motif and SEC7 domain-containing protein 3-like. The annotation marks the transcript as partial. NCBI's taxonomy places the organism in Eukaryota, Metazoa, Chordata, Actinopteri, Salmoniformes, Salmonidae. The transcript has 9 exons. Gene Ontology annotation, biological process: actin cytoskeleton organization; regulation of ARF protein signal transduction. Gene Ontology annotation, molecular function: guanyl-nucleotide exchange factor activity. The record is from RefSeq and is a predicted model, not a curated record.